Messenger RNA from Paramecium primaurelia, 655 nucleotides. The record is from the annotation of a GenBank genome assembly. Lineage: Eukaryota; Ciliophora; Oligohymenophorea; Peniculida; Parameciidae.
AUUUAAUCAUCAUGUCAAAUAAAACUGUUUAUCCUUGGCAAAAAUAUUCAAAAAAUCCACUUAUUGUAAAAGAUGAUGUUGGAAAAGCAAAACCAAAUACCUACCCAAUUCCUAAUUGUGCAUUUGGUACUCGUACUGUUCCUGGAAAAGAGGAAUCCUUAGGAGAAGUAUUGUGUCAUAUGGAGCAUUUUGCUUCAAUGGAGAUAAGACCAGAAAGGGAUUUCAAAAAAACUAAUAUCAUGAGUAUCAAACGUAAUUUGUGUACAGCUAAAGAAUUCUAAGAAUUUAGACAGUCACAUGAUAUUAGAUAAAAGGUUGUUUAGGGUAAACCAAGAAUAAAUGAGACUCCUAAAUAAUAAGUAUUCGGUAGAAAAAAUAAGUAUAAAGUUAAAUCUAAUCUUAAGAACUCCUUCACCAAUUAAAAAUGUUUUAGCAUAUGAUUAUGGUGCAGUAGCUGAGAAAUAAUAAGCAGAAGCAUAUACACCAAGGCCAUCAACUGCCAAAAGUAGAAUUUCAGCAGAAACUAAAUCAAGUAAAUUAUUAAAAGAAACAAUUAAGAAAAAUCACUUAAUGUAAUCUUAACCAGAAUAAUUGAAAAAGUUAUCUCAAUUUGCUAAUGUCAAAGCUAAAACUAAAACUAGAUAUUGAAUUAUAU